Vicia faba (fava bean) is the source of this 4617-nucleotide messenger RNA. The record is from the annotation of a GenBank genome assembly. Lineage: Eukaryota; Viridiplantae; Streptophyta; Magnoliopsida; Fabales; Fabaceae.
AUGUAUAAUCAAGGGAAUCACGGUUCGAAUUCGGGGCAGGGUUCAACCCCUCCACCUCCGCCUGUACUGCUGCCACCGCCACCACCACCACCAUUGGGUUAUCAGCAGGCAUUGCCGCCUCCUCCACCGCCGCCUCAUUUUCAGCAUUUUGUCCCACCACCCCCACCAGCAGCUCCGCAUGUUUAUUUACAUGGAUCCCCGCCCAUGCCAAAUACAAGACCUUCUUAUUCUAUCCCUUCACAAAUGCACCAUGGAAAUGGCAUGGCUCAACAAACUUUCCCUAUCGUUCGACAAAAUUCGCAACAUUCUCCGAAUUUAGGUGUCCUCAGUCAUACCAUUACGCGCCCAGUUCCUCCCUCUAUUGGCCACUCUCGUCUGGAGACAUCUUGGGCUCCUAGGCUGCCGAGUAGAGUGUUGCCACCUCCUCCCUCUUCUUCCCAAGGACAAAUUUUGCAUAAUCAUCAUCUUCCUCCUCCACCACCUCCACCCCGUUUUCAUGCUCCGUCUCCUGACGGAGUUUAUGGGCAUUCACCGCUUGGGAAUUACCACCACAUGCCUUCCAUCGCCCCUCCACCGUCACUACCACCAUUGCCAAGCUCUCCGCCACCAGUUCUGCCAUCUCCUCCACCUCCUGCCCCUCUUAUAGCUUCUACAUCCUCCCAAGCUGCAUGCACUGAUGACCCAUACUCUACAGAGCUUCCUAGCUUUGAAUCAAAGGCUAUGGGGUCAGUAGAAGGAUUUGCAGCUUCCUGUCCGUCUGGUACUGUGCCUGUACAUAAUUCUGAUUCUGAAGCCAGUCAAGAUGUUGGAAAUUGUGGUGAUGUUGCUCUGGAUUCCCUCAGAGAUGAGCUAUUGCCAACUAAAAGUGUAAUAUUAGAUCUCCCCCCACCUCUGCCCCAGCCAGCAGAAGAAAACACUGUAAGUGAUGAUUCUGACAUGGAGAUGGAAGAUGAUAUCACACUUUCUGACAAAGACCAAGGAUCAACUUUUGCAACUGAAGGGGUAUCUCAGCCGCAUGAUCCGGUUGAUGAGGUGUUUAGCAUUAAUGAGAAAAUACAGAGUAUGCAGAGUUCAACACAAGACGAACCUGCCAAGGGCAUCUUAUCCAGUGGUGUAUCAUGCUCUGGAUCCACAGGAGUCAGCAAAAAAAAUGAAGGACUAGGAUUUGCAUCUGAUGUUGAGCCCAUGAAAUCUGCAAGAUCAGAUACCAAGGUUCUUAGUUCCGUGAAAGACUCGAUUGAAUUGGCUGAAUCCCUUCCAAACACUGGGCCGGGAAGAUUGGAAGCUUCUCUAGACAAGGAUUUUAUAAGAAAUGGUACUUCUGAUCACGGCGAAGCAACCAAUCCCAAUAGAGAUUCUGGGCAACUUAUGAGGAUCGACAGCCCGAUUAGACUUCUUCAAAAUUAUGCUUCUGAUGAAACUUCAGAUAAUGAAGAUGGAGGUUGUACAGAAGAUGCUAAUAAUGUUAUUACAGACUCUGCAGGAGCUGAUUCUUGUGUUCCGGAUGCCCUUAAAGAUUGCAAGAGUAAUUUGGAGACUGGGCUUGGAUUUGAAAGUCCCUCUUAUACUGAAAAGGCGUUUGGGCUGCUCUCCAAAGCAUCACAGAAUAAUUCAGAAAUAUCUCCAUGCUUAGUACAGGAGCCCGAGGUGUCUGUUAAUUUUGCUUCUUCAGUUGAAGCUUUACAAGGAGAAGACAGGUUAGGUGAUACUGGUUUUGACAUGGAUAGUAAGAGUGGUACUGCUGAACAAAAACGUGAGAAGGAAACCUCAAAGUUUGAACCAACUGUUUUAAAAGUAGAUGAAUUCGGGAGGCAUAUCAGAGAUGGUGCUUCAGAUAGUGCCUCUGAUGUAUCUCGCAGUCAUCGGACUAAGAGGACGAACAAAAGAGAUAGAAGCCGGAGUCGCAGCCGGUCUCGAUCUCCCAUUGACAGAAGGAGUAGGAGAAGAAGAAGAAGUCCUCGGAGGAGAAAGGAUAAAAGAAGCCUCUCUCGCAGCUGGUCUCCUCGGCGGCGUAGAAGCAGGAGUAGGUCUCCAAUCUUAAGACGUUCAGGUGACAUUCAUGGGGAAAAUGUGAGAAGAGACAAGGAUCAAUGCUUUGAUUUCUUACGUAGAAAGUGCUAUCGUGGAGCAUUAUGUAGGUUUGCUCAUCAUGAAUCUGACAGGAGUGCUACUUCAAGGCGCUCCAGGAAUAAACAUGAUCUGGAAUUCGAUUCUCGUGAAAAAAUUUCUAGGGUUAAUGAGGAAGUUAAGAGUAUUUCUUCUAAAGUGUCAGAUUAUGAGCAUGAUGGAGUCAGAAAUCAGGACACAGAUCUUCACCAGAAUAUAACUGGCCGGGAAGUAGUGCAAAGAAAGGAAGAUUUUGAGGGCCGAGCUGUUGUGUCUACUACCUUUGGUAUCCGUGGUCAAUCGUUUAAUAGCAUUCCAAGUUCUGAUGGUGUUAGAGAGGUUUCUCCUAAGGUGCAUGAAACCUUAGUAGUUGGAGAAAAGCCCAAGACUUCAAUACAUGAAAGUGAUAGCUUUCAGAAUGCAUUACGUUCUCAUCAGCAGCACUUGGUUGAUGACUUUCAGCCUGAAGCUUUAAAUCAUGCUGAUGCUUCUAAACCAUCUGGUGGUACAUCUAAAGAUGUUAUUCCAUCAGAAGAUGGUUCAUUUGUUCAGCAACUACAAUCCAAUGUUGCUGUUGAAAUUCCAGAACAUUCUGGUGGUACAUCUAAAGACGUUCUUCUUUCAGAUGAUGGUUCAUUUGUUCAAAAUCUACCAUCCAAUGUAUCUGUUGGAGUUCCCGAACAUUCUGGUUACCCAUCUCAGCUUCUAAAUGUGGCCGGUGUGACUGGUUUGUCAUCUGAUAAAAGAUCUGCUAAUGAGGUUUCUGGUAGUGAAUCUUUACCAUUUACGUUACCAUCUAGACAACUACACACUAGUUCUGUUGGUCCAUGUGUAGCAUCAGAGCAGCCUUCGUUGUACCCUCAGGGUUCUAAAGAGUUACCUCCACGAAGUGUUUCAUCGGUGCAAAUCCCUCUACACACUUACCCAUUGCCAGCUUUUGCUGGUUCACAUUUCCAGGGUGAAAAUUCCGGGCAUACGCCACAAAUUCCAAGACAAUAUGGUGUGGUGCAGCAAAAUGCAUUAUUUCCUUUCCAAUCUCCUUACCCACCUCCGUUACAGACCCCAAAUUCUCAUUUCAGUGUACCGCCUCAUAGCAAUUGGACGUCCUUGCCACCACCACCACCGCUGCCGCCACCACCACCACAGGCCGUGUAUAAUUCCAGUUCAAACUUGGGUGUUGCAAAAUCUUUUAUUUCUUCCGAAUAUAAUCAGAAUCAACUGCAUUCGAGAGCUGAUUAUGUUUCCCAGACUUCCUUGAUUCCUGGGUUACCAUCUAAUUCUCAAAAUUCAAAGUUUGAGGAUCAAGCUUACCCUCCAAUGCAGGACCAUUCACAAACUAUCAUGCGUACAAAACCUCUCUCUCCCAAGCAUCUCCAUCAGGGGCACCCGGCAUACCAAUCACUUUCAAGCUCCACAUCUUUUGGUGGCCAGCAUCAUCAACCAAAACAAUUUUCCUGGGAGUCAGAUGUGAACAGACCACAACCUUCAUUGGGCGGCAGGUUGCCUCCUGAAGGACAUUUCAGCACUUCCUCCCACAUUCAUCCAUUAUCACAGCAACAGCAAUCAGUUCAUAAUUUUCAAUAUACUUCAUGUGAUGUUAAUUUGGCUGGAUCUGGAGGAACUGCUACUGUAUCCAGAUAUCCACCAGAUAUUCCUGAUAGCAACCAUCCAACUUCUCUUUCGCCUUUGGGAGCAUCAAGAGUUUCCGCCCAUUAUAAUCCUUAUGCAUCAACCUUUGAGCAGCCGCUAAGUUCAAAAUUCAGUUCAAGCUUUUUACGACAAGAAAACGAUAUAGUUUGUGGUAACAGUUAUGAUCCUUCUAGAUAUAGGGAAGGGGAUAGUGUUGGGUCAAGACAUACGGCAUCGCCAAAACCAGCAGGAGCUGUUGGUCAGAUCUUGCCAGGGUCUGGUGAACAAUAUGAUCCACUUUUUGACAGCAUUGAACCAUCGUCAUCUUUGAAGAAAUUUGAUUUUGAGCAAAAGCAGGAAGUUACAGGCGAAUCCAAUUUCAGCCUAAGGCCUAAAAGUUCUCAUAUGUCUUUGGAUGCCAAAGAGAAGAAGCACGAGAAGGUUGGGGCUGUUGCCUCUACCAGUUCUCUAAAUAAUGAUGAAUAUGGUGAGACAGCAGAUGCUGAAGUGGGUGCUGUUGACAAUGAGAGCCUAAGUAAUGAUGUGGAUGGUGCAAACAUGUCUCCGGAGGAGGAUGAGAUUAAUCAGACCAAAUCUCCAGGGAAAAGAAAGAAGAGCAAGGAUUCUAGAUCAAUGAAAUUAUUCAAAGUUUCCAUUGCAAACUUUGUAAAAGAGGUUUUGAAACCAUCAUGGCGACAGGGUAAUAUGAGUAAGGUGGCUUUCAAAACCAUUGUGAAAAAGACUGUAGACAAGGUGUCGGGAGCCAUGAAAGGCCACCGUAUACCCAAAUCUCAAGAGAAGAUAAGUCAAUAUAUUGACUCAUCACAGCGAAAGUUGACUAAACUUGUGAUGGGUUAUGUUGACAAGUAUGUCAAGGUGUGA